Messenger RNA from Trichoderma gamsii, 1872 nucleotides. RefSeq lists its product as hypothetical. The coding region runs from base 1 to 1872 and encodes 623 amino acids. The record is from RefSeq and is a predicted model, not a curated record. NCBI's taxonomy places the organism in Eukaryota, Fungi, Ascomycota, Sordariomycetes, Hypocreales, Hypocreaceae. The transcript is spliced from 5 exons.
AUGUACGAGAAUCCACACCACAAGCAGCAACUCCUGGAGCCAAAGGGGCCCGAAAGUUCCAUGCAUGAUUAUGAUAACGAAGAAACCGAAGAAUCCCCCGAGUGCAAGUACGCCUGCCUCUCCGAGCAUGUCCCCAGGCACCUCCGUACGAUACACCAGCAGCUUACCCGCCAGCGGCGCCAGGAGAUUGCGGCUCUCGUACAGCAGAUACCGGACAUCCUGGCGACCGCGGCCGACCUGGACCGGCUCUACCGUCCGACGGGGGCUAUCCCAGCGGUCCCAAGCCUCGGGGAUCCCUGCUCUGUCGGACUUGCCUGCCGCGAAGAUGGCUGCGUCUUUGUGUGCACGCACAGGGCCACGAUACUUAGGCACUAUCGUAUGAAGCACUCCUGGAAGAACCCGUGGGUGAAGGGGGGUGAUGUUCGCCAGCAGGCGCAUUCUCACAGCCAGCCAUGGCGUACGAACGUCCGCUGCCAGCGACUAUUCAAAGGCGGCAGCGGCAGCUUCUGGUUUGAGGUCUUGGCCGACCCAUCCUCCACAUCUUCCGCGUCCAUGGCACCACCGUACGAUACCCGGCCGGUGCUGCCCCAGGCGGAUGUACCAGUCCCAGCUGAGGAUCUCCUCUUUCUAGAGCAGUACAGCUCCCAAGCCGCCCUAUUCAAGGCUCGUACGGCAAAGACCAUUGCCGAGGGCUCAAACUACGAGCCAAACCCGUGGCUCGAGCGGACCGGCUGGGUUGCUCACCUCCAGGGUCUUGACCACCAGAAGCUGCAGUCGGCCAUCAGCCUGGAACCGGGGGAUGGCUGGUACAGGGCCGAUCACCGCGGCGCAUCGUACGGCCACGUCCGAGGUGGCCGGGAUCUCAACUCUGUUCGAGCUGCGCCGGCGGGACCACGUUCACAAGGCCAGGGUUCCCUUUUCCAGCCGGCUCGAGCCACAGACGAAGGCGCGACGUGGUAUGAGGAUGACUGCGGUGCCUACGAACUGUCGCCGCCUCAGGAGGAAGCAUAUAACGACCUGGAGGAGUUCCUGGAGGAGACUCUGCGGGCGUACGAGCCGCCGCUCGCGAAAGCCACUCUGGAGGUGAUCGACCGCAAGUCUCUCCGCCUCUUCAUCUCCCUGCUGGACCACGAACUCCCCAACUCACCGUACGAGAGCGUGGUCCUGAGCGCCCUCAGCGUGAUGGGCCUCAGGGCAGUGGGCGAUGCUGUUUCCUGGCGCCGGCCGCACGAGUACACCGGUAUCCUUUCAGCUGCCAUCAACAUCGGUCGGCUCCUGGUUCUGCAGCAGUCGUACGAGGAAUGCCGGCAGGUCCUGAACGCGGGGACGCCAGAGGAGAGGGAGGUCGCGCCAGGCCUCUUCGAUUCCGUACGAUCAAAGGUCUUGCGCUACCUGACUGUCACCUCGGCCACUACAAAGCCCUCGCCGAUCGACUGGAUCUUCGAGGUCAGGGCGUACGGCAUGGCCAUCAGUAAAACAACGUCCCUGGUGGCCGAUGUACAGUGGAAUGGCGAGCAGGUGCGUUUCGGCAAGACCGGCUUUACUGUAACCCAGCUUGUGGAUCUCGUGCAGUCCCUCACGCUGGAGCUACACCGUACGAUGCGCCAGCUUCUUCUAGUUGAUGAUAGAGAGGAGAGUGGCGGAGCAGGGAAGGCGGGAGGGAAGAAGAAGGGGAAGAAGAGGAAGAGGGGGCGCGCUGAGGAGGCGGUCGAGGUCGUACGAGACCCGGCCCCGAUACCAAUUCCAACGCCUGAUCUAUCGGCCGCUUUGCUUGUGUUGCUGAUGAGACUGCCACACAUCUGCAGAAGCGACACUGCGAAAUUUCGUCUGCCGAGCGAAAUAAAAUCGCCAGUGCAGUUAAAGGAUCAAUAA